This is a messenger RNA of Drosophila guanche, 4326 nucleotides long. It is a transcript of the gene TrpA1, whose product is annotated as transient receptor potential cation channel subfamily A member 1. Gene Ontology annotation, molecular function: protein binding; monoatomic ion channel activity. The transcript is spliced from 17 exons. Gene Ontology annotation, biological process: monoatomic ion transport; transmembrane transport. NCBI's taxonomy places the organism in Eukaryota, Metazoa, Arthropoda, Insecta, Diptera, Drosophilidae. The coding region runs from base 76 to 3996 and encodes 1306 amino acids. Gene Ontology annotation, cellular component: membrane. The record is from RefSeq and is a predicted model, not a curated record.
UCGCGGCCCUUUACCAUCACAAAAGCAGCAGCAGCAGCAGCAGCAGCCACCGAGCGCCAGUCUAGCGUCCCGGACAUGCCCAAGCUCUGGAAUGGGCAGUGCUCUGCCAUGUCCUCGCCCGAUCUAAUGGAGGCCCAGCCCGCACUUUUGCCCAAGACGCGAAGCAACAGCAACAGCAGUACCAAAACAACCAAGAAUCGCAACAGCAAGUAUUGGAUAUUCUCAAUGAUAAUCGAGCGAAGUUCGGCCGCCAAGCGUGGGCAAAUCGACGGCGAUGAUGCAGACACCCCACUGGAGGCCAUUUUGCCGGCCGAACCUGCGGCGGAGCAGGUCUGCUUAUUGCGUGACAGCCCCUUCAGGAUAUUGCGGGAUUCUCAUUCUGCCGCACCAACGCCGACGACAAUGGCAACCAGCGAGAAGGAGACCCCGAAGCGGGAGGUGGUCAUCAGUCCGCUUCGCUACUUGAUCAGCGGCUGUGCCCGCGGGGCGGAGCUCACUGCAAUGGCUCCACUCAACCUGCCCAACAAGUGGGCCCGCAUACUGCGAAUGUCCUCCGCACCAAAGAUACAAAUCGAUGACUUUCUCCAGGCAGCCGAGUCUGGAAACCUGGAUGACUUCAAGCGGCUGUUUAUGGCGGACAACACGCGCAUUUCCCUCAAGGAUGGCAAGGGACGGACGGCUGCCCAUCAGGCUGCGGCCAGGAAUCGUGUCAACAUACUACGCUACAUUCGGGAUCAAAGUGGGGACUUUAAUGCGAAGGACAAUGCCGGAAAUACGCCACUCCACAUUGCCGUCGAGUGUGAUGCCUACGAAGCCUUGGACUUUCUGUUGUCCAUACCGGUGGACACUGGAGUGCUCAACGAGAAGAAACAGGCGCCCGUCCACCUGGCCACCGAGCUGAACAAGGUGAAGUCGCUGAGGGUGAUGGGCCAGUACCGGAAUGUCAUCGACAUACAGCAGGGCGGAGAGCAUGGACGAACGGCGCUACAUUUGGCGGCCAUCUACGAUCACGAGGAAUGCGCUCGCAUCCUGAUAACUGAGUUCGAUGCAUGCCCCCGUAAGCCGUGUAACAACGGCUAUUAUCCCAUUCACGAGGCUGCUAAGAACGCCAGCUCCAAGACAAUGGAGGUCUUCUUCCAGUGGGGCGAACAACGCGGCUGUACACGCGAGGAGAUGAUAUCCUUCUACGAUUCGGAGGGCAAUGUGCCACUGCACUCGGCCGUACAUGGUGGCGACAUCAAGGCUGUGGAGCUGUGCCUCAAGUCCGGGGCGAAGAUAUCCACGCAGCAACAUGAUCUCUCGACACCAGUGCAUCUGGCCUGUGCUCAGGGCGCCAUUGAUAUCGUGAAGCUGAUGUUCGAGAUGCAGCCGAUGGAGAAGCGGAUCUGCCUGAGCUGCACUGAUGUGCAGAAGAUGACGCCGCUGCACUGCGCCUCCAUGUUCGACCAUCCGGAUAUUGUGUCCUUUUUGGUGAGCGAGGGAGCCGACAUCAAUGCAUUGGACAAGGAGCAUCGUUCGCCGCUUUUGCUGGCUGCCUCGCGCAGCGGCUGGAAGACGGUCCAUCUCCUGAUUCGAUUGGGUGCCGGUAUUAGCGUCAAGGAUGCGGCUGCUCGCAAUGUCCUGCACUUUGUCAUCAUGAACGGUGGCAGGUUGACGGACUUUGCCGAGCAGGUGGCCAAUUGCCAGACCAACAACCAGCUGCAGCUGCUGCUCAACGAGAAGGACAGCAUGGGCUGCUCGCCGCUCCACUACGCCAGUCGCGAUGGGCACAUUCGCUCGCUGGAGAAUCUCAUUCGGCUGGGUGCCUGCAUCAAUCUCAAGAACAACAACAACGAGAGUCCGCUGCACUUUGCCGCCCGCUACGGCCGCUACAACACCGUGCGCCAGCUGCUCGACUCCGAGAAGGGUUCGUUCAUCAUCAACGAGAGCGACGGAGCCGGGAUGACGCCGCUGCACAUUUCCUCGCAGCAGGGGCACACCCGUGUCGUUCAGCUGCUGCUUAAUCGCGGGGCACUGCUGCACAGGGAUCACACCGGACGCAAUCCACUCCAACUGGCAGCCAUGUCUGGCUACACCGAGACCAUUGAGCUGCUGCACUCGGUGCACUCCCAUCUGCUCGAUCAGGUGGACAAAGAUGGGAACACUGCUCUUCAUCUGGCCACCAUGGAGAACAAGCCGCAUGCCAUCUCCGUGCUGAUGUCCAUGCAGUGCAAGUUGGUGUACAAUGUCCUCGACAUGAGUGCCAUUGACUAUGCCAUCUACUACAAGUAUCCGGAGGCAGCUCUGGCCAUGGUCACGCACGAGGAGCGAGCCAAUGAGGUGAUGGCCCUACGAUCCGACAAGCAUCCGUGUGUCACCCUGGCGCUGAUUGCCUCCAUGCCGAAGGUCUUCGAGGCGGUGCAGGACAAGUGCAUCAGCAAGGCCAACUGCAAGAAGGACUCGAAGAGCUUCUACAUUAAGUACUCUUUUGCAUUCUUGCAAUGCCCAUUUAUGUUUGCCAAGAUCGAUGAGAAAACCGGAGAGCCGAUAAUGACAACAAAUCCCAUACCGUUGCCGGCGUUGAAUACCAUGGUAACCCAUGGACGCGUGGAGCUGCUGGCACAUCCACUCAGCCAGAAGUAUCUGCAAAUGAAGUGGAACUCCUACGGCAAGUACUUUCAUCUGGCCAACCUGCUGAUCUACUCGAUAUUCCUGGUCUUUGUCACAAUCUACUCGUCCCUGAUGAUGAACAACAUUGAGCUGGAGCCGGGCGUAAACAAGUCCAUGAGCCAAUACUGCAAUUUGGGCUGGGACCAGUUGACACAAAAUCUCUCGCAGAAUCACUAUGCGGCCACGCACUUUCGACAGGACUCGUGUGUGGAGCGCAUCAAUCGUACCACGGCCAUUCUGUUCUGUGCCGGGGUCAUUGUGGUCUACAUUUUGCUCAAUUCGAUGCGGGAAAUACUGCAGAUCUAUCAGCAACGCUUACACUACAUCCUCGAGACGGUCAACUUGAUAUCCUGGGUGCUGUACAUAUCGGCGCUGGUCAUGAUUGUGCCAGCUUUUCGUGCCGAUGGCAUCAUUACGAGCAUUCACUAUUCGGCCGCCUCGAUUGCUGUGUUUCUGUCCUGGUUCCGGCUGCUGCUGUUCCUGCAGCGCUUCGAUCAAGUUGGCAUCUAUGUGGUCAUGUUUCUGGAGAUCCUGCAGACGCUCAUCAAAGUGCUGAUGGUCUUCUCCAUACUGAUCAUUGCAUUCGGACUGGCCUUUUACAUUUUGCUCUCGAAGAUUAUCGAUCCACAGCCGAACCACUUGUCCUUCUCGAACAUACCGAUGUCUCUGCUGCGCACCUUCUCCAUGAUGCUGGGCGAACUGGACGUUGUCGGCACCUAUGUGAACACCUACUAUCGCGAUCGACUCAAAGUGCCCAUGACCUCGUUCUUGAUUCUGAGCGUCUUCAUGAUACUCAUGCCCAUUCUGUUGAUGAAUUUGCUUAUCGGUUUGGCUGUUGGCGACAUCGAGUCGGUGCGUCGCAAUGCCCAGCUGAAGCGUCUGGCCAUGCAGGUGGUUCUGCACACGGAACUGGAGCGCAAGCUGCCACAUGUCUGGCUGCAGCGUGUCGACAAAAUGGAGCUCAUCGAAUACCCCAACGAGGCCAAGUGUAAGGUCGGCUUCUGUGACUUUAUCCUACGCAAAUGGUUCUCUAAUCCCUUCACCGAGGAUUCCUCCAUGGACGCCAUCUCCUUUGACAACAACGAUGAUUUUAUCAAUGCGGAACUCGAGCGGCAGCGUCGCAAGCUGCGGGACAUAAGCCGCAUGCUGGAGCAGCAGCAUCAGCUGAUGCGGCUCAUAGUCCAGAAGAUGGAGAUCAAAACGGAGGCAGACGAUGUGGACGAGGGCAUAUCACCGAAUGAGCUGCGCUCCGUUGUGGGCUCAACCUCGGCUGGCACCAACCGCUGGAACUCUCCGCGCAUAAGGAACAAGCUACGAGCCGCCCUCAGCUUCAACAAGAGCAUGUAGAUCGAGUCGGGCCACCUAUCUACCAUUUAUCUACUAUAUCUACACAUAUAUUAUUCCCAGUAGCGAAAUGUUUCUCUUUCUCUAUGUGUGCGUAUGUGUCUCUAUCUGCCUGUGUGUGUGUGUGUGUGUAAUUUACAGUCUCACUUGGGACGAGAAUUGUGAGGAAGGAUCGUAGCGAAAUGCUUGAGAUGAGGUGGUAAUCCUCAAAGGAAGAACCAUUGACGAAUUUAUAGGCCAGGCAACUAGUUGGAAUGUAGCUUCAAAAUGCACUUAGUGGACUUUCAUAAUAGUUGUUUUGAUGUCUUUUUGAAAUCCAUAAAAUAAAGUCAA